Asparagus officinalis (garden asparagus) is the source of this 4117-nucleotide messenger RNA. RefSeq lists its product as uncharacterized. Gene Ontology annotation, molecular function: pre-mRNA 3'-splice site binding; poly-pyrimidine tract binding. Lineage: Eukaryota; Viridiplantae; Streptophyta; Magnoliopsida; Asparagales; Asparagaceae. Gene Ontology annotation, cellular component: U2-type prespliceosome; nuclear speck; commitment complex. The transcript is spliced from 10 exons. The record is from RefSeq and is a predicted model, not a curated record. The coding region runs from base 324 to 3776 and encodes 1150 amino acids.
UCUCCCCCUCUCCCUUCUCCUUUAUUAAACAUCCCCUCGCUUCUCUCUCUCUCUCUCUCUCACGAAUCUCCGCCUCCGGAGGUUAAAUUCUUACUCGCUGCUCAUCUUCCCUUCUUCAAUCUCCAGGUUUAUUUGAUGAUGACAGCAUUGUCUGUUGUCUGACCUACGACGAGGGUUAAUUUUGGGCUACCGUUGUGGUUGCCAUGAAUGUGACAAAAGGAUUAUAAGUUUCAUACUUGGUACUGAUCUGUGCAUGUGCAUGCUCAGUUGGACGCUUAGUUUUGAGACUGAAUAUUAUAAUAUACUUUUUAUAUCAGAGUAAGAUGAGUAGAACUAGUCGCAAUAGCGAGGUUACUUGCGAAAACUGUAAUGAAGGCACUGCAGCUCGGACAAGACCAAUUAGCCUUGAAGAGAUAUUGUCAAGACGGAAAAAGAAACUGAAUGUGGAUGAUAAAGGAGAAGCAAUAGCUUCUGUUGAGAAGGCUGAUAGUGGUCCUGGAUCUGAUAAGGGUCUUGAGAGCAAGAAGGAAUCCAAAGAUGCAGCAAAAGACAACUCCAGGAGCUUGGAAGAGGCAGUCCCUAAGAAAGAGCGUGAAUACUCUGAAAGCAGAAAUGAAGGGAACGGAGAUUCAGGAGCCAAUAUGAAUUCGAAAUCUUAUGAUAGUAAGAGUAGUAGAGAUAAAGAAAGCAAGAAGGAAAAGGAAAACCGAGCUGGUUUUGAGAGGGAAUAUGAAAAGAAGCUGGCUAAAGUUUCAACAGAGGAUGAUAAACAUAAGGAAAGAGACAAAGAAAGCAAGAAGGAAAAGGAAAACCACCAUAAGAGCAGAACUAGCAACCACUCAGGUGCUGAUUUUGAGAAGGAAUAUGAAAAGAAACUGGCUAAAAUUUCAAUAGAGAAAGAUAAACACGGGGAAAGAGACAAAGAAAGCAAGAAGGAAAAGGAAAACCACCAAAGGAUCAGAACUAGCAACCACUCAGGAACUGAUUACGAGAAUGAAUAUGAAAAGAAACCGGCUAAAAUUUCAAUGGAGAAAGAUAAAUACGAGGAAAUAGACAAAGAAAGCAAGGAGGAAAGGGAAAGCCACCAUAGGAGCAGAAAUAGCAACCACUCAGGAGCUGAUUUUGAGAAGGAAUAUGAAAAGAAACCGACUAAAGUUUCAAUAGAGAAAGCUAAACACGAGGAAAGAGACAAAGAAAGCAAGAAGGAAAAGGAAAACCACCAUAGGAGCAGAACUAGCAACCAGUCAGGAGCUGCUGUUGACAAGGAAUAUGAAAAGAAACCGGCUAAAGUUUCAAUAGAGAAAUAUAAGCCUGAGGAAAGUGACAAAGAAAGGAAGAAAGAAAAGGAAAACCACCAUAGGAGCAGACCUGGCAACCAGUUGGGAGCUGAUGUUGAGAAGGAUUACGAAAAGAAACUGGCUAAAAUUUCAUUGGAGAAAGAUAGACAUGAGGAAAGAGAUAGCAAGUCUGGAAAGGAAAGGAAAAGAAAACAUGACAGUCACAAUGAUGAUAAAAUUAGACCAGAGAAUGAUGAUAAGGAAAGGAAAAGAAAACACGGUGGUCACAAUGAUGAUAAACUUAGACCAGAGACUGAUGAUUUCAUAUCAAAGAAGCGUGAUUUUGGCAAAUCGCGUGGUGCAGAGUAUACAGUAAGAAAGGAUCAGUACACAGAGCAUUCAGAAAGAAAGGAUCAGAAAAAAGAGCACUUGGAAAGAAAGGAUCAGAAAAAGGAGCAUCCUCGAACUCAUCAUGAAGAGUCGAGGACAAAAAGAAGGAGGUCAAGAAGCCGAGAAUAUGAUCAAGAAAGGGAUAGGUCACGUUCAAUGUCCCCUAGGGUGCUUAGAAGCUCCCACCGUGGAAUGGAUUAUGAUGAACCUAUCUUUCAGUCCUCUAAAGACAAAUCAAGAAGAAAAUAUUCUGAUAAUGAUAAAUAUAGGAAUUCAGGGAAUGAUGGUUAUGGUAGCGGGCAUUAUCGCAAACGUGGUAGUGGGCUUGGGGGCUACUCUCCGAGGAAGAGGAGAACCGGGGCAGCAGUGAGAACUCCAUCUCCAAAGAAACUCUCCCCAAAAUGCUCUCCUAAACGCUCUCCGGAGAAGAAAAGUUCCACAUGGGAUCAGCCUCCAGCAGGAACAAGCCAUGGUGGUUCUGGAUCUAUUUUUGCCACUCUUCAAUCACCAUCUAGUAAGGCUGUUGAGUUAACAUCUUCUACGCCAUUUACACAAACUGCGACAAAAACCCAGCCAGUACCUUCAACUGAUGCUGCAUCAGUUCUGAUAAAUGCAUCCAUUGAUUCUGUUCAGUUGACGCAAGCAACCCGCCCAAGGAGGAGGCUUUAUAUAGAAAAUUUACCGAUAUCUGCAUCUGAAAAAUCAGUAAUUGACUGUCUUAAUGAUUUCGUCCUUUCAUCUGGUGGUAGUCACAUUCAAGGAGCUAAACCCUGCAUCAGUUGUAUAAUAAACAAAGAAAAGCAUCAGGCUGUGGUUGAAUUUCUUACGCCGGAGGCUGCUACAGCAGCUAUUUCUUUUGAUGGACGAUCUUUGUCUGGAUCUAUUCUCAAAAUCAGACGACCAAAAGAUUUUGUUGAAGCAGCUACUGGAGCUCCGGAAAAAACACUGCCAACGGUCAAAGCAAUAUCAGAAGUUGUGAAAGAUUCACCCCACAAGAUCUUCAUUGGUGGAAUUUCCAACGCUCUGUCAUCUGAUAUGUUUCGGGAGGUUGUUAGUGCUUUUGGACUUCUGAGAGGAUACCACUUUGAGUUCAAUGAGGUGCUAGAUGGGCCAUGUGCCUUUUUAGAGUAUGAAGAUCAUUCCAUUACUCAGAAGGCUUGUGCUGGGCUUAAUGGAAUGAAGCUCGGUGGGCAUGUCCUUACUGCAAUUCAAGCAUUUCCUGAUUACCAUGGGUCGGAGGAGGAUGCUGAAAACCUUCCAUCAUAUGACGUUCCCUUGCAUGCAAAACCACUGCUUGCAGACCCCACACGAGUGCUACAACUCAAGAAUGUGGUCAACCCGGAGGAAUUCCUGUCACUUUCCGAUUCUGAAUUAGAGGAAAUAGUUGAAGAUAUAAGGUUGGAGUGUGCAAGGUUUGGAACCGUAAAGUCUAUAAAUGUGGUUAAGUUCAACAGCAGGAGCAAAGAUGAUACUCAAGAUUCUGAACGACGAGAGCCCCUCGCUGCCACAGACCAAUCAAGGAGUCCUACCAAGAGUUGUAAGAAUGGAGAUUUGGAUGCAGCAGCUUUGGAUCGUGCUGAAGGGCUUCAAGAUGCCAGUAAUAUUAAUGCAGAGAAUGAAACUAAUGAUGAUGGGAACCCAGAGGAAGAUGAUAUAGAGAAGAGAAACAAUGACGAUGAGAAACCCGUGGAGUAUAAGAUGAAAGAAACUGUGAACCUCGGCUCUACAGAUGGGGACACUUCUCAAUUGGAAGUUCCUUCUAACCUUGAUAAGGAUAUAAAUAUAACAGAAGAAAACACUGCUAAAUCUGAAGCACAUACAAGCAGCGAAGGGAUCGAGCAAAGUCCAGUCGGGACUGCUAUUCCUAUGGAUACUACAGAUUUGGAAAAUUCUGCUGCUGAUGAAGACGAGGUAGAGAAUGGAGACGACAGUAAUCAUCAGAGUCACAAUGUGGAAUUACUUGAACCAGGUUAUGUAUUGGUUGAGUUCUUGAGGAAGGAAGCAGCAUGUGCUGCCGCACACUGUCUCCAUGGGCGAUAUUAUGGCGAACAUAUUGUUUCAGCUGGUUAUUUUUCACAUGAUCUCUACAUAACAAGGUUUUCCAGGUGAAGUAAAUGUGUUUGUUUAGAUCUGCUACGUUUCUUUACCUUGGGUUUUCGGACCAGAUCAGGACCAAUGUGGGGUCAUUGGUGAUAGAGAGGUAGUACCUGUAAGUCACAUGAUUUCUUUCAAGGAUGAAUGCGUUACUAGUUGUGACCAAUGUCUACAAAUGGCGAGAGGGGUCCUUGGUAGUUUAUUAUUUUGAGUUCGAUUCUAUGGUUUGUUAUUUUGAGUUCAAUUCAAUGUCACUAAUUUACUGCUCAAUAUGAUUCUCACAUAUAGCUUGCAUUUUCUAUGAUGGCAAGGAAACUAUGCGUUGGAACGUCAUCUAUCAAUUUGUUUUUUUUGUA